CUACUUGCAGCUUAACAGCCUAAGUUGGUCGAGAGCCACCAGUUUUUGAAAGCUCUAAAAUCAUUCAGCUGAAACGACCCAAUCAUGCCGGUAACGUUUUUUUGCUUAGGCUCCGCCAGGUGCUUCUCCUUUUGGUUUCCAGCCGCUCUACAUCAAGCUGAGAUGGAAAUAGCCGUGAGUCCGACUAUCAGCUCCCUCUCUCCGUCGUCGUUUUCUUCUCCGCGGGCUAUCAAGUUACGGCGUGCUAGGGUUUCUUCGAGUCCAAGCAAUUUGUGCCAGAAGGUACAGCUAAUGCAGCAACGGCAGUUAGGAGAUAGAAACCUUGAGGAAGCUGAGAUUGCUGCAACUAUCGGUGCAUGCAGAUGUUACAGAAUACCUGAUUUUUCUCAGAAGGUACUCUUUGAUAUGAAAUCUCUGGGCAUCCGACCUGGAGUUGCUACCCUGUCAGCUCUUUUGCUUUAUUGCAUGGAGAGUAGACUUAUCGAUGAAGCCGAGGCGUUGUGGUGUGAGAUAAUAAAUAGCUCAAUUGUGUCAGGCGUCGGGGUUGCUUCGUGUUUAGUAGACGCCUAUGUGAGAACCAGAGAGUUUGGGGAAGUUAUGAGGAUUCUAGAUGAAGCGGCCUCUAUAGGUUUCAGUUUUGCUUCUCAGCUUUAUUCUGCAGCUGUGAAUUGUUUUGGGAGGGCUGGGCAGUUGGAUAUGAUGAAGGCAGUUGUCAAGGACAUGGUUUCUAGAGGCUUUAAGGUUGAUUCUGUCACUGGAAAUGACUUUCUCAAGUACUAUAGCAUGUAUGGCCCCCUUAUAGAGAUGGAAGCUGCAUAUGAACAGUUGAAGAAAUCGAGAAUUCUUAUAGAGAAAGAAGCAAUCAGAGCAAUGGCAUUGGCUUAUAUAAGCCGAAGGAAGUUCUAUGACCUUGGUGAAUUUUUAAAGGAUGUUGGACUUGGUAGGAGGAACACUGGGAACCUUCUCUGGAACCAGCUAUUGCUCUCGUUUGCUGCCAAUUUCAAAAUGAAAAGCCUCCAAAGAGAAUUUUUGGCAAUGAUUGAGGCUGGAUUCUCUCCUGAUAUCACGACAUUUAACAUAAGGGCACUGGCAUUUUCUAGAAUGGGCUUGUUUUGGGAUCUCCAUUUGAGUGUUGAGCACAUGAAAUCCAAAGGUGUAGUCCCUGAUCUUGUGACGUAUGGUUGUGUUGUGGAUGCCUACAUGGAUAGAAGGCUUGGGAGGAACUUGUCUUUUGUUUUAGACAAAAUGAAUGUAGAUAGUUCUCCUGUGAUUUUGACUGAUCCAUUAGUUUUUGAGGCCUUUGGGAAAGGAGAUUUUCACUCUAGUUCACUGAGCCAGCGCCGCGAUUUGAUCAACAAGCGAUUUAAUAUCGGUAAGAUACUGAGUCAUCGUAGAGGUUUUCUUGGAGAUGUUGUGAAGCUCAUUUUUGAGCUGUAUCAUUUUGGAGCGAUUUGUGGAUUGGAAGCGAGUUUCGAGUGCUGA
Molecule: messenger RNA, 1482 nt
Organism: Dendrobium catenatum
Lineage: Eukaryota; Viridiplantae; Streptophyta; Magnoliopsida; Asparagales; Orchidaceae
Product: pentatricopeptide repeat-containing protein At3g42630
Exons: 2
Coding region: 85-1482 (465 amino acids)
Molecular function (GO): protein binding
Source: RefSeq, a predicted model, not a curated record